This is a messenger RNA of Trametes versicolor FP-101664 SS1, 1020 nucleotides long. RefSeq lists its product as uncharacterized. NCBI's taxonomy places the organism in Eukaryota, Fungi, Basidiomycota, Agaricomycetes, Polyporales, Polyporaceae. The transcript has 2 exons. The record is from RefSeq and is a predicted model, not a curated record. The coding region runs from base 1 to 1020 and encodes 339 amino acids.
AUGGCGGACGACGAGCUCGACCCCGGGUACGCUGCCUUGCCUCAGGAGCUGCAGGCGCGCAUCGACGAUGCGUUCGACGAGGCUCUCCAGGACUCAGCCACCGACGCGGAGCCCGCUCACAAGCGCCGCAAGCUCGACCACCCUCCUGCACCCGGAGGUUUCAUUGCCGGCGGGUUCAUUCCAGAAGAACAGGCCGCAGGAGGAUUCAUUGUCGACGAACCUAACUCUGGCGGAGGCUUUGUGCGGGACGAAUCCCCGGCCGCGGGCGGUUUCAUCACGGACGCGGGCGAGAGGCAAACUCACAUCCCGUUCUCCCUCAUUCCGACUGCGCUGCAACUUCUAGAUCUACAACCGGACGAUGAGGACGUGCUCGCUGUGUUUAGGAACGCUGCUACUGGCUGGGGCGGCGGCGGCUCUGAAGGGGAAGAUGAAGACGCGCGGGUGAGCCGGAAGGACUGGCGUGCGGUCUGUGCCGCACUUCUGGAUUCUGGUGGGAGCGACGAAGAUGGAGAUGUGGACAUGGACGAUCGGUCAGAAGAAGCAGCGGAGGACGGGCUGGAGGAGGCCGCGUCCGACUCGGGCGAAGAGUUCGUGCAGUCCGAGUCUGGGGCGGAAGAGAGUGCGGAUGGGUCAGACGACGACUACGAAGAGGGCGGCGGGGGCUUUGUGCGGUCAAAGGGGGCGAAGAAGGGCGGGAAGGUGGCGACGGAGCGACAGGCGGCGCGCAAGACACGAUCAACAGCGGUCAAUGAAGACGGGGAAGCACGCGCGGGGCUGAGUGCGCGACAGAAGGCUGAGUGCCGUGCGGCGUUCGCGCUCUUCUUCCCGGACGUGAGCGAGGGCGAGCUCGGAAAGCAGCGGAUAGCAAUCAAGGACAUCACACGCGUGGCCAAGCUGCUCAAGGAGAAGGUCACUGCGGAGGAGACGGUGGAGAUGCUCGAGGCGUUCUCGAGUGCGCCGGACAAGACGAUGGGUCUCUCCGAUUUUGAGCGGAUGAUGAUCUCCGCAAAGCUGGCGUGA